AUGCCUGGUCUAAUCGCUAAUUUCCUCUAUCAUGACUCCGCCGACGACUUCCUCUCAGUAGCAUAUCCCACCCUUCGCCGCAUCGAACGAUCAUCGAACAUUAUUUUAGCCCAUGCGCUGAAGCGCGUGAGCGCCGAAGCCGUGCUCACGGACUAUGAAUUUAUUUCACAGUCAGACAUCGAGAAGAUAUGGACAGAGCAGGUCGCUGCCCACCUGCCAGCUUCGGCAUUAAGGGCCAGCAGUAGCUCCCUCUGGCUCACACUGUGGUCAUCUCCAUCUCCGUCAGGACCCCACUCACUCGACCUAGUAUUGUCAUGUCUCAACUGGAGAUUAGGCGACUACCCUAUUUUUCUGUGGUCCCCCCAUCAGUUCACAUCUUCAGCAUCAUUGGUCCCGCGUGUUGCUCGACUCGCUGAGCAUCUGGUUGCCUGUGUACCGCCGGAGCGAGUGUUCUCGGUCUUUGGCAUGACCCCACUGGUCAAAACCUUCGCCCGCUACUGGACAGAACUCACCGGCUUCCGCCCCGAGCCCGAGCCGUUUUAUGCAGCCUUCCUUACAUACUGCACGGCUGAGACAUUAAGGUCAUCGGAUAAUGCCCUUCCAUCGGGCCAUCGCCUUCGUGAUGCAUCUAUGACUGACUUGGAAUCCGUUGCCCAACUAUGCAAGGAGUUCGCAGACGACUCAGUUUAUUUCCCGUUGACUAUCGAUGCUGCCCGUGUAGAAGCCGAGGAGCUCAUCCGUAAACGGCAGAUUUGGGUCUACGACGCGGAUGGCGAGAUCACUACCAUAUGUGCCGUCACUCGUAAUUCUGUGAACGUCUCAGCCAUAACUAAGGUAUACACUCUUGUUCCCUGGAGGAAGAAGGGUUGUGCCCAACAUCUUGUUCGAUAUGUUACUUCAAAGCUAUUAUUUGAAUACCACAAGGAAUCCGUUGUCCUCUAUGUCGGGCAUACAAACAACGCCCAGUACGUCUACGCUAAAGUAGGCUUCGUCGGCCUCUGCGGCAACGAUAGACUGGCGGGCGUCGAAGACUCCCUCGAACUCGGCUUUGUCGGAACUCACCGGGGGCAUUGGUAG
Gloeophyllum trabeum ATCC 11539 is the source of this 1077-nucleotide messenger RNA. RefSeq lists its product as uncharacterized. NCBI's taxonomy places the organism in Eukaryota, Fungi, Basidiomycota, Agaricomycetes, Gloeophyllales, Gloeophyllaceae. The coding region runs from base 1 to 1077 and encodes 358 amino acids. Gene Ontology annotation, molecular function: acyltransferase activity, transferring groups other than amino-acyl groups. The record is from RefSeq and is a predicted model, not a curated record. The transcript is spliced from 5 exons.